AUGUCGUCUGCGCGAUCCGGCGAGCGCAUGAUCCAUCAGGACUUCAUAGCUCGCAUCCGAUUCUCCAAUGCCCUUCCUCCGCCGCCGCACCCCCCGAAGCUUCUCGACAUCCCCAACACUGGCCUUGCCAGUGGCCAGUACACAACCCCGGGCUUCGCCUCACGACUCGCCAGGGAGCAGCCCUUAAACAUCGAGGUCGAUGCCGAGCUGGGUAUGCCCCUGGACUUGGUGGGCAUGCCCGGUAUUUUCGAUGGCGACGAGAGUACUAUCCAAGCCCCUUCACACCAACCUGCGGUCCAUCCCCAUGACAGAGCCUUGCUGAGGCCAAUUGCCGCCCUCGGGAAGAAGAAGGUUGCAGAGGCCACAGUUUCCUUCCUUCGCCGAACCGAGUACAUCUCCAACUUUGCGUCCAAGCGCCACGACGCCGGCGACCCCCGUGCGCCGCUCAACACAUCCAAGAAGCCCCGUCGCGCCCCCGAACAGGCUGCCGACUCACCUGCAGCAAUCAAGCGCAAGAUCGACCGUGGGUUCGAGUUGGCCGAGGAGGAGCUCAAGCACCCCAAGCGUGUCAGGCAUCCCACCAAGCGAAACGCCCAGCUCCUCGAGGCCGUCCCCCUCAUCCCCGACCUGGACUCCUUCCCCGACUCCGGCGCCUUCGUGACCAUCAAGUUCGCCACGAACCCCGUCGCAAGCUCGACGGAAUACGACAAGCGCCUGCUCUCGUCGCUCUUCAGACCCAUCGACAGGACCGAGGCCGAGGACCAGGCGUACGAGGCCGCCCUCGAGGCCCACCAGCAGGACCCCGACAACUACCCCAAACCGCAGAACCUGAUGAACUACGAGUUCUUCCUCCCCCAGAGCAACUCGACCGGCGACAAGUUCCGCCGCAAGUUCGACGUGCAGAACCCGGACCGCGACAACGAGAACCUCUACACCCACCAGGCCGACGGCGGCGGCUGCUUCCACUUCAACCGCAUCAGGGAGUACGAGACGGCCCAGGAGAUAGAGCUCGACCACGGCAGCAAGUACUCGUACGAGAUCCUCCUCGCCUCCUGCAGCGACGACGACUACCCCAGGCAAAAGGCCGUCUACUACUACCCCGUGCUGCAAAAGUCCACCAUCCGGCCCCAGCGCACAAAGAACAUUGCCCGCACCGCCGUCGGCGGCGCCGAGGACGAGCAGAUCGUCGAGCGCCUCGACGUCACCGUGCAGGACCCCAACGAGCGCAUGAAGGACGCCAUGAACCGGUACAAGCUCAACCCGCUCAAGUGGGCGGACGAGGAGGAGGGCGAGGACCAGCGCGAGGCCAGCCAAGAUGCAGAGGGCGAGGACCGGGACGCCGAAGGCGAGGAAGAGGAUGAUUAA
Clonostachys solani is the source of this 1365-nucleotide messenger RNA. NCBI's taxonomy places the organism in Eukaryota, Fungi, Ascomycota, Sordariomycetes, Hypocreales, Bionectriaceae. The record is from the annotation of a GenBank genome assembly.